This is a messenger RNA of Limanda limanda (common dab), 1380 nucleotides long. Its product is annotated as E3 ubiquitin ligase TRAF3IP2-like. The transcript is spliced from 9 exons. NCBI's taxonomy places the organism in Eukaryota, Metazoa, Chordata, Actinopteri, Pleuronectiformes, Pleuronectidae. Bases 1 to 1380 code for a protein of 459 amino acids. Gene Ontology annotation, biological process: humoral immune response; positive regulation of canonical NF-kappaB signal transduction. The record is from RefSeq and is a predicted model, not a curated record.
AUGAAGAAAUCGGAAAAAGUAUCAGAAAGGAAAGUCUUCUCAGCUGCAGAUGACUCUAAAAGUUCUGUGCGCCUCUUGGACCCUGAAGUCACUGCCAACCAGAUGCUUUAUGUCAAACCACAUCAGGAAAAACUCUCACCAACAUGCUGCUCAGAGUGCGGAGGUGGACCAGAGAGCCAUGAGUCAGGGAGCUGGCCACCUCGUGUGGGGCAGCAUGUCGAGCUGAUGGACCACAGGCAGCUACGAGAUACUGGAGCAAGUUUUUCCAGGAUGAAUUUCCAUCAUCCCCCUCCCAGUAGCUGGGGCCCACUACCUGCAGACCCCAGACAGAGUCACAGCUGCUGGGACUGUGGACCAAACCAGUGUGGAGCAGCAGGGCCUGCAAACAGGGACACGGCUGGAGGGGAGUAUGAAGACAAUUCUCAGCUUCAGAGCGAUGAAGAAGAGCUUGAGCCUCCGCUGCCGCUGAGAUCUGAUGACGAGUGGCAACACAACAGCCCCUUUCCACCUCCUCACCACUAUACACACAACUAUGGACUUCAUCACACUGCGGAGGGCCGGUAUUAUCCCCCUGCAGCAGAAGGGCAGUACGACCUCAGAUUCCCCCCUCAGCCUCGCCCCCCCGUCUCUGCCCCCAGCCAGCACAGAAGACCCUGUGAUGCCCCCCCCACGUGGUUCCAACGUCACGAUAGCUGUAUGAGCGACGGUGGGGCACAGGCAGGCGUCUCGGUUAACGUGCCGCAGUUCUCCGUCCCCCCCGUCAUGGGCAUGUCCCAGGUCAGUGUGAUGAACCUGAGCCGUGCAGGAGCCGAGGCGCCCGGGUCCCAUCCACUGGAGAGAAGAAGGACCGUCAGUCUGCCCGACGAGUGCCGAAACAUUUUUAUCACGUAUUCUUCUGACGUGUGCUCAGAGAUGGUUCCUUUCGUGGACUUCCUCACAAAGCAAGGUUUUCGUCCGGCUAUCGACCUAUUUGACGACCCUAUAAGAAGCCUGGACAUCAACAAGUGGAAGGACAGGUACUUAAAAGACCCGUCGUACCUGAUUAUCAUCGCCAUCAGUCCAAAGUAUAGAGCGGAUAUCGAAGGCUUGGUAGUGGACAGCCUCGCCCUUCACACUAAAUAUAUCCACUCCAUGAUGCAGAAUGAAUUCAUCCAACAAGGCAGCUUGAACUUUAGAUUCAUACCGGUUCUCUUCCUCAGUGCCUCCCAGAAGCACGUCCCCAGUUGGCUUCAGAACACACACGUUUACCGCUGGCCUCACGACACUGAGGAUUUGCUGCUGCGCCUGCUGAGGGAGGAGAGAUACGUUCCUCCCCCUGUUCCGAUGGAGCUCACCCUCAUCAUCAGGCCUGUGGCCCCGAGUGCUGCAGCCACACUGUGA